Messenger RNA from Puccinia triticina, 3177 nucleotides. RefSeq lists its product as uncharacterized. The record is from RefSeq and is a predicted model, not a curated record. Bases 1 to 3177 code for a protein of 1058 amino acids. The transcript is spliced from 6 exons. Lineage: Eukaryota; Fungi; Basidiomycota; Pucciniomycetes; Pucciniales; Pucciniaceae.
AUGUCUCUCAAGCCAUCUAAAAAAAACUUAUCCGGCAAACGACCGGCUGCCUCUGCCGCCUCAAAUGAUAAGGCAACCGGCCCACCUUUGGCCUCACCUGCUGAGGAUACGCCCGAUCGCCCGCGAAAAUCUUUCUUCUCCUUUAAAGCCUCAAGCAAGCGCUCUACUUCUCGACCAGCAGUUAAUCAUGAGCGGCCAGAUAAUUCUGCCGCCAUUCAGUUUCCUUCAGCUGGCGAACAGAGAACCCCUUCUGCACUGCCUUCAGCCAACCCUCCGUAUAAGCUAGAAAUCCCAGUCCGUAACCUGAGGACCUCGAUGCUCUUCAGUCAGCAAUUUGAUCUGAAGAAGCUCGGAAAUCCCGACGAGCCUCUCCAUCGCGAUCCCUCGCCGACUCCACUGUUGUCCGACACCUCAUCUAGGCCUACCCGCUCCUCUACUCGACCCGCAAGUUGGAUGAUGCUGAACGACGGGACAUAUGCUCCUCCUGCCAAAGCGCAAAUACAAUCUCGCUCCAAAAGUAACCAACACAGUCCAGAGACAUUUUACAAUGGCUCUCGUGUCCCGAACCGAUUCGAGAGUAGUGACGAAGAUAGUCCUCCGCAUGGCUCGGCUGCAGGUUGGAAUCGUUUGGCAGCUAUGCCACAGCCGCAGCAAUCGGCAAAGCUGAUGGGUGUUUUGGCCGGGUAUCAAAUGCAACCCACUCCUGUCCCCGUUGCAGCCGCCCAGGCCGCCCCGGGCCGGUUGCAGCCUCCUAUCUCGAUCCUCGCUCAGUCGGAUCCUCGGCCAGCUGUACCGCCCAGCUCAUCCCGCCCGGCUGUUCCACCCCUCAACCCAUCCCGCUUGGCUGGUCCGCCUGCCAGCCCAUCCCGCUCGGCUGGUCCGCCUGCCAGCCCGUCCCGCUCGGCUGGCCCACCUACCAGCCCUUCCCGCUCGGCUGUUUCACCCACCAGCCCUCAGUCUACUUAUUCUCCCCUCGCUGCUUUCUUGGGUCACGCUAAAUCCAAAGUCCCUGUAGUUUUGAAUAACCCUUCUGUUUCUCCUGCAGCUCAGAAUGUAUCAAAGCCCCCACCCUCUAGCAGUCUUUUGUCUGCCUUCUUGGGCAGCCAAUCAACUGCAGAAGAAAAAUCGCAGCUGUCCGAUGAGCAACCCGCAGCGCCUCCCAUCACUCGGCCAUCCCCAAAGCCUUCCACAUCGCACCCCAACGCUCUGUCAAGUGAAGGGACCUCACUUGCUCCUCUGAACGUCCAGUCGGCUGAAUUAUCUCCCAUCUCAGCCCCAACUCGGGCAUCCGAGCAAUCCUCUCUGGCGAAACGAUCGGCGAAUGAAGUCGCUUCAGAGCCGCAAACAAAGUCGCUUCCCUCCGGUUCGCCUGUCGGCAAACCUGAAUUGCCCAUUCCCAAGACUCCCGAGGCGACCUAUGCGAGUAGCGAACCUUCGCCGCCAGAACAUGUCCAAGCUGCAAAGCUCGAGACGACCAUUCCGUUGGAUACACCUGACACACCCGCCUCUAGUUCUUCGUGGCCAACCCCAUCUUAUUCAAGCUCUAUGCGCAGCGAAUCCGUCCUUGAUUCACCUCAACCAUCUACCACUCGCACCAGUCCCAUGGUGGCAGACUCGGCAUUACAACCCGCUCCGGUCAAACCCCCACGUUCAGCCAAGCGUGCUGGGUCCCGGAAGAGAUCGGUCGAGAAGGUUUAUCUGGAUUCGUGCUCUCAACAUUCUUCUUCAAGUAGUGACAACUAUUCCUCAGUCGGCGAUCUGGGCGCUGCCAAAGAUCGCAACCGCAAAGGCAGCUCUGACCUGUCGGGGGCAGUCACUGACCCAUCUUCGGCAUGCUCACAUUCGAGCUCCCCUUCCGCGAGGAAAUCCGAAGAACACAAACGUCGCAACCGCGAGGAGAGCGUGAGUGGACAGAAGGGGCUCUCGCAGGGUGAGUCGAAGUCUGAGGUACAUGCACCAGCGAACGAGCUUAAGGCCAAUGAAGGUGAUGAUAUCGAUGAGGUUUCAGAUGCGGUGGACGAGGAGGUCGAGGUGGAGGACGAGACCACUCGAUUGCCGAAGAUCAACUUUCAACAAUUGGUCUGUCAUCCUGAUAUCUUCCGCAAGAUCAUUGUCCACCUGGACUACUUGGAUUUUUUCUCACUCAGUCAGAUGAGCCAUGAGUUCCAAGAAGAACUUGAAGAUGAUCCGAGGUUGCGGGAAAUUAUCUUGAAAAGAUAUUUAUCCGCCUAUGGAUAUCGAAGUCUAUCGCUCCAAUUCAAGAUAGGACAUGGACAACGAGAACUAGUGACGAUCGGCUUGAAGGAUUUGGCCAACUUCUAUGCUGGCCUUGAAUUCGAGUCGCUCGAGUUAAUCGGAUUCGCCAAGCAAGCACUCAAGCCUAGAGGACUAGACUACCGCACCGCCAAGAUGAUUCGAUCCUCAACCAGGGCCCACAACAAGCUGGUUGCUUACGUUAGAGCUGUUGAGGAGCUCGAUCCAGUCCCAGCCACUUAUCGACAUGUCGGACGUUGGGAUGAACCUGUUUACCGCCCGGGCAAAGCGGCUCUUUUCAAGGUUUGGGUGCCUUGUGUCGACCAUUGGAUGUCGAACGAAGAGCUUGCGGAAUGCGAGCGGGAGCUAUGGAGAUCACAAAUCUGGUCGUACCUCAAAAAAGGGGACGUGUGUUGGAACCUGGCGAAUGGUGAUUUCGGUAACGAAGGUAAACUACUGUUCGAUGGCAGGUUCCUGAGAGAUCUGUUGUUUGAAUUCGAUGAUGUUGGUCAUCUACCAUCAUGGCUAAACAUGCUAGACUUCCCACCAUCAUACUUCCACAAGAUUAUCUCCAGUUCGACUUCAUCGCCCAUAUUCUAUUUAGACCUAUCGAGUUUCAAAGAAGAGGUCAAAAGAACUUUGCAAUUAAGCCAGGACAAGAUUGAAGUGGCCUCCCCGCAAGCACGAUACCACGUGCAGAGAUGGGUCUAUCGAUCUGUCAUCAAGAUUCCUCGCGGACAAUGGCAAGGUCAUGUGGUGAUUGAAGUUGACGGUACGAGCGAACACGCCAAAGAUUUACUCAGGAGGUGCUGCGUUGGUAAUGACGGCUCGAAAAAAGCAACUCCGUGGCGAAUCAUCAGAGAAAAAAGUAGGCCAGGAAAAUUAUGGAUAAGACCGGUCAAUCAAGAGGAAAGAAAGGCUUGA